GAGGGAGUCAUUCUAAGACCUGCUGUAAGCACGUCUAGGUUAGAGUUUUUAUUCAAUGGCAUCUUCCAUGAAUUCUCUGGAAACGAUUCAGAAAAAAAUAGAUGCUGUUAAACUCUUCCUCUCUGUUUCACUGAGCAUCGCCAAUGCCCACACUGUGGAUUUCUACACUUGCGAUGUAUGGGACCAGUUCAUGGCGGUGCCACCCGUGGAGGUCUUGACAGAGAUCACUUUGAAUGGUGACCACAAGAGGGCGCCAGAACAUUACUUAAAUCAUGGCAAUGCCAAGAAGAUCACCUUUGGUUUCUGUGAUGAUAGUAAGCGCCUGGUGGAUGUGGCUGAGUUCUUGGAGGCUGCCUAUGCCCACUCCCUGCCUGGCCUCGGGGUCUGUGUGGGCCGCACAGAGCUACUGCAAUCCCUCAGACACACUGACAACGCUCAACCCCUGGAGGAAGUUCCAGGUGCUGUGGUGGAGAGUGAUGAGUUUAUGAACUCCAAGAAGUCCCACGAGGUGCAGGCCAUGUCAGAGGUGGUGGCCAGCCUAGCCCAGCGCUGCCGGGUCAAACAGGUGAUUGAUGUGGGCUCAGGGAAAGGUUACCUUUGCUCCUUCCUGUCGCUGCGCUAUGGCCUCCAGGUGUACGGCAUCGACUCGUCCAGCGUCAACACGCACGGCGCCCAGGAGAGGAACAGGAAGCUCAAGAAGUACUCCCGGGCCUACCAGAGGCACAGCAAAGCCAAUAGGACUCCGACAGUGGUGCCCCCUUCAGGCCAGGAGGACUUGGAGGAUAUUGCACCCGGUGAGAGAGAGAAAGAAGAUAUGGUUAAGAUGAGUGGGGAUGCAGAGAAGGAGGAGGGGAAGGGGAGGAGAGACGGGGAGGCACAGACCAACACAACAGGGUUAACAGAUCGGAAUGAGGAAGAUGCAAUGACAUCACUUACCUCCGCCAUUUUGUUAGAGGACAAUUCCCUUCCAGAGUUGGACCAAAGUGACCCAGCCUCAGCUCCAGAGGAACCCUUUCUCAGUGCCCUGUGUGUGGGCAUGGUGGAGCCCACCUCCCCCCGGGUUCCCCCCAGUGAGUUGAGUCUGGAGGAGAGGGAGAGGAGGAAGAGGGAGAACCUGGAUAGGAAGGCCAGGAGCUGGGUUAACAGUGGUGGCAUGGGCAGCGGCAUGCUGUACUCACCUCUGACCUCCUACGUUACCGCGGAGACGGAGCUCAAAGAGAUUAUUGGGGAGUUAGAGGAUGCGGUCAUGGUUGGCCUGCACACGUGUGGAGACCUGGCGCCCAGCACCCUGCGCAUGUUUGUGGCCAAACGGGAGCUCCUCUCCGUCUGCAGCGUUGGCUGCUGCUACCACCUUCUCUCUGAGGAGUUUGAUCCCACCAGACAAGGUCAUUACAUGGCCAGGGGGGAAAGGAAAGAGUGUCCAAGCAGCAGCGUCUGUGGUUUCCCCCUGAGUGGCUACCUGAGGGAGCAGUCCUGGUUCUGUGGCAGAAAUGCCAGGAUGUCAGCGUGUCUGGCUCUGGAGAGAGUUUCCAAGGGCCAAGGGAUUCAGAUGGAGUCACUCUUCUAUAGGGCCGUCCUCCAUGUGAUUUUAAGGGAUCACUACAGCUCCUUUAAAAGCGAGAAGCGUGUGGGGAACGUCUACUCCAAGGCCACCUCGUUCGUGGACUACGUUUGGAGAGCCCUCCGGAGGCUGGAGCUGGACGAGUCAAAGCUGUCUGACGGUGUCAUACAGGGUUACCAUGACACAUACCGACCCAGGAUGGUUGAGAUGGAGGCCUUUAACAUGCUGAAGGUGACUUUGGCUCCCUGCAUCGAGGGCCUGAUUCUCCUGGACCGCCUCUGCUACCUGAAAGAACAGGAAGACGUGGCGUUCUCCACUCUGGUGCAGCUCUUUGAUCCACUGUUGUCGCCGCGAUGUUACGGAGUUGUCGGAGUGAAGGCACUUGGGACGGAGUUGUCAUAGUGAAGGCACCUGGGACGGAGUUGUCAUAGUGAAGGCACCUGGGACGGAGUUGUCAUAGUGAAGGCACCUGGGACGGAGUUGUCAUAGUGAAGGCACCUGGGACGGAGUUGUCAUAGUGAAGGCACCUGGGACGGAGUUGUCAUAGUGAAGGCACCUGGGACGGAGUUGUCAUAGUGAAGGCACCUGGGACGGAGUUGUCAUAGUGAAGGCACCUGGGACGGAGUUGUCAUAGUGAAGGCACCUGGGACGGAGUUGUCAUAGGGAAGGCACCUGGGACGGAGUUGUCAUAGUGAAGGCACCUGGGACGGAGUUGUCAUAGUGAAGGCACCUGGGACGGAGUUGUCGGAGUGAAGGCACCUGGGACGGAGUUGUCAUAGUGAAGGCACCUGGGAUGGAGUUGUCGGAAUGAAGGCACCUGAGACGGAGUUGUCAUAGUGAAGGCACCUGGGAUGGAGUUGUCGGAGUGAAGGCACCUGGGACGGAGUUGUCAUAGUGAAGGCACCUGGGAUGGAGUUGUCAUAGUGAAGGCACCUGGGAUGGAGUUGUCAUAGUGAAGGCACCUGGGAUGGAGUUGUCGGAGUGAAGGCACCUGGGACGGAGUUGUCAUAGUGAAGGCACCUGGGACGGAGUUGUCAUAGUGAAGGCACCUGGGAUGACAUCAUAGAGUUCUUGGAGAUGGGACAAAUUGCAUUUCCUGCCAUUUGUAUGUUUUAUUUUAUUCAAUUUUUUGCUGACCAUGAUUUUAGCAAGGUUUUAAUGUGAUGAUGUACUCCUUACUCAGUCACGUACAGAUAUGGGAUCAUUGUUUAGUGUUUUCUCUACUUUUGCCUCCUCUGGUUUCUGCCAAUCAUACUGUACUAUGGGGUGUACUGUACCAUAUUGUAUUAAUAAAUCAUUUUUAGAA
Salvelinus namaycush (lake trout) is the source of this 2867-nucleotide messenger RNA. Its product is annotated as methyltransferase-like protein 25. NCBI's taxonomy places the organism in Eukaryota, Metazoa, Chordata, Actinopteri, Salmoniformes, Salmonidae. Bases 56 to 1963 code for a protein of 635 amino acids. The transcript is spliced from 12 exons. The record is from RefSeq and is a predicted model, not a curated record.